Messenger RNA from Aspergillus wentii DTO 134E9, 2226 nucleotides. RefSeq names its product LIM domain-binding protein. NCBI's taxonomy places the organism in Eukaryota, Fungi, Ascomycota, Eurotiomycetes, Eurotiales, Aspergillaceae. Gene Ontology annotation, biological process: negative regulation of transcription by RNA polymerase II; positive regulation of transcription by RNA polymerase II. The coding region runs from base 1 to 2226 and encodes 741 amino acids. The transcript has 5 exons. The record is from RefSeq and is a predicted model, not a curated record. Gene Ontology annotation, cellular component: transcription regulator complex; nucleus.
AUGAUGAUGGCGCAAUCGUUCCCUGCCCAUCAAGGCAUCCCGCAACAUCCUGGCCUGCCUCCGGGGCACCCUCUGGCUGCCGCCGCUCAGCAUCCAAAUGCUGCACAUCCCGGUGCUGGGAUGAUGCAGCAGGUGCACCCUGGUGUGUCGGCGCCGGGAGGGCCUCAAGUCAGUCAGGCUGGCCCGAUGAUGGGUGGGAUGCCUCCUGGUGCUGGAACGACUGGGCCUGGAGGUCCUGUCCCGAAUGCUCACGCUCUUUCCCACUUGGGUCCUGCGCAAGCGCAUCUCUUUCAGCAACCGCAGUUUGCCCAGCAGUUUGCCAAUAACCCACAGUUACUGCAACAACACCAACACCAACAACUCCUCAGACAGCGAAUGAUGUUCCAACAGCAGCAGCAACAGCAACAACAACAGCAGCAGCAGCAGCAGCAUGGAGGACUCCCGGUGUCAUUACCCAAUGGUACACCAAAUAUCAGUGCGGCUCAAAUGGCUGCCAUGCAAGCGAAUAAUCCGAUGCGACCGGUCAAUCUUCAAAUGCACCUCCAACAGAUGCCUCAUGGACAACCGCAGAAUAUCCAGCAACAGCAACAGCUUUUUGCUCUGCAGGCCCAACAUCAAGCACAGGCGCAUCAGGUGCAGCAGGCCCAACAACAGGCAAGCAAUGCUGGGCAACCAGGUCAACACACGCCGCAGCAGCGUGCGUCUGCACAACCUCAGAGUAUACACGAAGCCCAGAGUGUGACUCCUCAACCUCAACCUGGUCCGCCGCCACAUCAGGGAAGCAGUACACCGCAGUCGAAUCCGCCACAGCCGCCCUCCUCGCAACCUCCGCCGCAGCAAGGUGUAGCUCCUCAACCACAGCCCACUCCGAAUCCACCCCCACAACAGCUACCACAAUCCCAGCCUUCAGGGCCACAGCCACAAGCUCAACAGCCGCAACCACAAGCGCAACCACCACAGCAACAGGGCCAGCAGGGCCAGCAACAGGGCCAGCAGCCUCAGCCACCAAUGACUGCCCAGGAGGCUCAGUUGAAAGCGCAACAGCAGCAAAACAACGCCGCUAUGAUGAUGCAGCAGCGAAUGAAUAUGAAGGGUGCGGCAAUCUUAUGUCUCAAUGCAUUUUCUGAGCAUUUGAGUAACUUUACCGUACGUUAUUCUGCCGCUCAGGAUAUCUUGUACUGGCAGUCAUUCGUCGAUAGGUUCUAUUCCCCAGGUGGUGUCUUGCGACAAGGUGUAUACAACCCCCAAGCCGGCUCCAAGCAAUUCGAAAUCUCGACCCCCGCUCUAGCACGCUACUAUUUGACUCAGUUCACCAGCGGAAUCCGUAACAUUCAAAUGGUUGUGGAGGGUGCCCGAGAAAGGGAUUCGCCAAACGGUGGCCACAUUGUGGAGAGUGCGAAGACUUCGUUCAUCUAUUGGUUUACAAAUGACUCCCAGCUUUUCACCAACGGGACCAUGAGGGCACAUUUUGACGUGAACAACAAGAUUGAAAUGCUUGACAUUGUUGUCAUGAACCAUACUGAAUACCUUCCAAGGAGCCAGCUGCAAGCAUUGGAGCAGUCUGAGCAGAAACCGAGUCCCAAGGUGACCAAGGGGGCCGGUAAACGUGCCCAAGCGAAACAGGCCCAGCAGCCUGCUUUCACAUUGCCCGAGUCUAUGGUAACAGCAAACGGUGUUCCUACCGCGGUGAUGAGUUUCUUAGAAGUGGCCGAGACCAUCUCGCAAAUGCAAAUGCUGUUUCAAUUCUCUCAGCAAAACCCCCAAUUGUCUCCACCUGAAGCACUACGGAGCCUAGUCAACACGCUACAGAAUCAGAAUCCGAACCUGGGAUUCAUGCCGGGACCCAUGAAUCCAGCACUUCAAGGCCAAAAUCCACGUGGACCUGGUAUGAAUGGGCCGUCUCAGUUCGCAUCCCCUGCCAUGGCACAUUUAGGUCUCCCAGGUGCACAGGGCUCGCCCCACCUUGGUGGUUCAGCUCACCCUAGCCCAGCACAGAGUCACCUAUCCGCUCCACCAGGUAUGAUGCCACAAGGUCAAGUGCAGCCUAAUGUGGUCCAGACCAGUGCAAGCGCUAGCCCAAACGUGAGCACAAAACGUCGACGAGCAAGUACCGUCAAAAUAGAGAAUGAUGACACCCCUGAUGUCAAUGGAGCUGCCGCUCAAGGGGCCGCCAAGGUGAAGGCCAGCCCCCGAGUAGGUGGUAAGAGACAAAAGGGAACCUCUUAA